AGGCGCAGAGGCGGCGUCGCGGGCGUUGGGCUCAUGCGGCGGGCGGCCUGUGUGGCCAUGGCGGCGUCGCGGUCGCUUCCCGCCUCGGUGCUGGGCACCAUGGAGAUGGGGCGGCGUCUGGACGGGCCGGCCAGCGCCCAGGCCGUGCGGGCCUUCCUGCGAAGGGGCCACGGGGAGCUGGACACCGCCUUCAUGUACGCCGACGGCCGGGCCGAGGACAUCGUGGGCGGCCUGGGGCUCGACCCGCAAGUGAAAAUCGCAACGAAGGCCAACCCUUGGGAGGGGAAAUCCCUGAAGGCCGAGAGCCUCCGCUCCCAGCUAGAGACGUCCCUGAAGCGGCUGCGGAGGGAGCGGGUGGACCUCUUCUACCUGCACGCCCCCGACCACGACACGCCCGUGGAAGAGACGCUGCGGGCCUGCCACCAGCUGCAUCAGGAGGGCAAGUUUGUGGAGCUCGGUCUGUCCAACUACGCAUCCUGGGAGGUGGCCGAGAUCUGCGCCCUCUGCCAGGGCAACAGCUGGGUCGUGCCCACGGUGUACCAGGGCAUGUACAACGCUACCACCCGGCAAGUGGAGACCGAACUGCUCCCCUGUCUGAGGCGCUUUGGAUUGCGGUUCUAUGCUUACAACCCGCUGGCCGGGGGCCUGCUGACCGGCAAGUACAAGUACGAAGACAAGGACGUCAGCCAGCCCCCCGGACGCUUCUUUGGAAAUAGCUGGGCCGAGAUCUACAGGAAGCGCUUCUGGAAGGAGCAUCACUUCGAAGCCAUCGCUCUAGUGGAGAGAGCCCUGAAGGCGACCUACGGGGCCGACGCCCCCGGCAUGACUUCUGCCGCUCUUCGCUGGUUGUACCACCAUUCUCGGCUCCAGGGUCCCCGCGGCGACGCCGUCGUCUUGGGCAUGUCCAGCGUGGCGCAGCUGCAGCAGAAUCUGACGGCCGCCGAGGAGAGCCCGCUGGAGCCGCCCGUGGUGGAGGCCUUCGACUGCGCCUGGCGGAUGGUGGCACACGACUGUCCCGACUAUUUCCGCUAGGGCCCGGCCCGGGGGGCGGGGGGCGGGGAAGGAGCUCCCCCGCCGGCAGCCAGGAUCCGCACCGAGAUCCACCCGUUUCCGUACCUCCUCUGUCCCCGUUCCCCUUCCCUCCACGCUAUUCGGAAAUAAACUCUUCCACCUUCACA
Messenger RNA from Ornithorhynchus anatinus (platypus), 1178 nucleotides. RefSeq names its product aldo-keto reductase family 7 member A2 (gene AKR7A2). Lineage: Eukaryota; Metazoa; Chordata; Mammalia; Monotremata; Ornithorhynchidae. Bases 34 to 1032 code for a protein of 332 amino acids. The record is from RefSeq and is a predicted model, not a curated record. The transcript is spliced from 7 exons.